Molecule: messenger RNA, 4545 nt
Organism: Gymnogyps californianus (California condor)
Lineage: Eukaryota; Metazoa; Chordata; Aves; Accipitriformes; Cathartidae
Gene: IRAG2
Product: inositol 1,4,5-triphosphate receptor associated 2
Exons: 39
Coding region: 13-4392 (1459 amino acids)
Cellular component (GO): endoplasmic reticulum membrane
Source: RefSeq, a predicted model, not a curated record
GGGGAAUUGAUCAUGUCUUCGGAACAUGGAGCUAACAAACGGCAUCAUAACCCAGUGGACAGUAUAUGCAGAAAGAUCAAAUCUAUCCAAAUGAUGGACCAAGUCUCUAACCCUGCUUUGCAGAUACCAAAAUUUCAGUCCCAGAACUUUGACAGUCCACAGUGCAAUAUCAAAAAAAAUCUAGAAGAAAUACUGAAGAAAAGAACUUUUAGAAGUCGUGAUAGUACUGGUCCACACUUAAUCAGUCCCAGCAGUGGCAGUGUUUUCUCUGCAGACUUUCAGUUGCUGUCGCCUUGUCUUGGGCGUAUCUCUGACUCCUGUUCUGCAAAUGCUACAUAUUCAAUCAUUAAAAGUGAAGAGAGGUCCAGCAACUCAUGGAUGCCAGUAUGCCCCAUGGAGAACUGUUCUCCAUCCUACUUCAGAUCCAGAGAGGCUAAUACCCAGAACAAACUGUGUGCUUUAUCAAAUAUUGAAUCUAAAGAUGUGCCUCGUGAACAGAAGUAUCUUACGUCAAGUCCAAAUUUAUAUUUCUUCACAUCUGAUAAGUCAGAAAGUGCUGUGAUCCAAUCUCCUGUGCCAAGGAGAUUAUCUUCGAGUGACAGAGGAUGGAAGCAGUCACUGGGGUACAAAGCUGACAACGUGUAUGAUGUGAGCUUGAUCUGUGAAGAAGACCUACUGACCACUAUCUUCUGUGCAUGUGACAUAGAGCAUACAGGAAAAGUAGCAGUUUCCAAGAUAGUUGAUUAUUUGAGACAUACAACUAGUCGGGGAUUGGAAGAUAGUGGUCUUGAAGAGCUGUGCAACAUGCUUGACCCAGAUCAGAAAGAUGUCUCCAUGGACCUGGAAACAUACCAUGCCAUCAUGAAAGAGUGGAUUGAAGACUGUAAGAGAAAAUGGGAAGAUGGUGCCACUGAGGAAGCAACAGCAAGCAUGGAACACCUGGAAUUUAAAGUGCAUAAAAACACUUCUGAAGCAAAAAAGACCCAUGUCCGGAUGAAUGUUACAUCAGGAAGCUUGGAAGCCUUUGGGGGUGACGUGUCUAAAGGAGACAUGGAGACUUCUGACUUGAUAACCUGUGUUGCGGACCUGCAGUACAACAACCAGAGGCUUCAGGAAGAGAACAACAAGCUGAAGCUCACACUGGAAGCUGUGGAUGAGACCAACAAUAAGCUGUUGGUGGAUAAUGAGGAUCUACGUCAACAAAUAAAAAGCAUCCAGCAUUCUGUGCUGAAAGCCAAAUCACUGGAAGAAGAACUAGAAGAAGCAAAAAACAACCUGAACCUGUCAGAAGAGAAGAGACAGCAGAUUCUCUGCCAGAACAAACAGCUAGAAAAAGAAAAUCAGUCUCUUAUCAUCAAAAUUACUUCUCUCCAGGAAGAGAAUAUUAGGAAUAGCAUGGACACCGAUGGACUUCAAAAGAAGAUUUUGGAGCUGUCUAAAAAUGCAGCAGAGCUUCAAAUCCAAGCACAUAUCUAUGAGAGCACUGUGGUGAAUAAAGAGGCAAGCUUGAUCCAGAAGGAGCAGGACAUCAAAGAACUGAAGUUAACCAUUGUGGAGUGUUCCUCGAUAAUAGAGACUUUGCGGGCAGAAAAAAGUAAGCUACUGGAGAACAUGCAACAUAUGCAGCAAGAGCUGAUCUCAAAUGGGUUGAGUUUCCCAUUGUUGUGUAAAUUCAACAGUAAUAUUCCUGAAGGGACGAAUUCACUGCACUGUGAACUGGAACUUGCUCAGUCUUCUGAGAUUACCAAGUCUGAAUGGACAUCCCUGGAUGAAACACUAGACCGUGAAGUGCUGUUUUUACUUCAGGGACCUGAAUAUGCGGGAGAAAAAUUUAAGACUGUCAUGCAAAACCUGCAAGAGGAAGCCUCUGAAGCAGAGGAGCUUGUCAUGACUUCUUUACAAUGGGUAAAAGAUCCUGAUGUGAACAUGCAACAGGCUUGGGAAAGAAAACUUCUGGUUCUCAAGCAGGAACUAGGAGAAAAAAUACACCUUUGGAUCCAGAAACUUCAUCUCUUGGAAAAAUACAAAGAAUCCCUAGAUAAGGAUUUUAUUCGAAUGGCAGGCAACCUGAGGAGAACCAAGACAGAACAACUUCACCUAAGGAAAGAGCUCUCUGCCAGGCAACGUGAGAUAGAAACUGUCAAACAGUUACAAGAAGAAACUUCUGGCCAGGCAGAAGCCCUUGGUUUAGAGCUGCAAAAAGCUACAAAGCAGCUGGAGGAUGCCAGCAAACAGGCAGAGGAUCAAGUUGAAGGCUUUCACUCUGCUUGUGAGGAAGCUGCAUCCUUGAAAUGCAAGUUAGAGGAAGCCAUUUCUGAGCAGCAAAAACUCAAGGAUGUGAAUGCAGCUUUAACAAGCACUUGCCAGUUGCUUCAAGAAAAGGUGGAAGACCAGAAAACAACUGCUAAUACGCUGAGAUGGGAACUGCUUCAAAGGCGACUCUGUGAAUUGCUGUGUCAGUGCUGUGCAGAGUUAGAAUCUCACUACGGUCUGCUGUCCACAUCAGAUGAGCCGGUGAAAGGCAAGCUCCAUUGCUCUAAACGACUGUGGAGUGAAGGACCCACCUUGUGCACUGAACUUCCCAGGACACUGCCCUCGGAUAUUUCACACUGGCGUAGUACAUCUCUGCUAGAUGCUCUGACCUUGGAAACCUCAUGCCCAAAUAACUCCUCUGUGCACGACUGGGGUCAGCCUUGUAGACGGAGCUCUGGCAGCUGCACGUUUGAAAGCUGCGAUCUGGGACACGCAUCCGCUUCAGAUGUGACGUCAGUGGGGUGCAAGUGGAAAAUAUGCUCUGCUGGUAACUAUACUGAUGCAGAUCUUCCUGUUUCCAUUACAAUGAUGGACUCCUCGCUUAUUGAGAUUGACUGUGCAGAGCCAACACUACCAGCCAGUCUGAUCCCAUCCAGUGAUCGCUUCACAUCACCCCAAGAAGUUCUUACACCCUCUUUGGAAAGCACUGCACCAGUAACGGGCUGCCUUGUUAUGGAGGAAAAAUCACCCAAGUGCUCACGUGAAAAAGAGGAAGAUGUGCCAACUUCCGUAGCAAUGGAGAAAAACAACAAUAAGUAUCCGGCUGGUCCUGUAUCAGGAGCGGAUCUGACCAAGAAGGAAUUCUGUCCUGUGAUGGAAGAACACAAAACCGCAUUUCAAAAUGUUCUGAAGCAAGACCUGGAGGCCGACCAGGAAAAGAAAAAUAAUAAAGACCAGAGUGAGCAAGCACCAGCUGUGGUUCCCAGUAGGAAAGGGAGUUCACCCACUGCAGGUGGCAUUAAAGGAGAAAAAACAAAGCAAAAUGAGCCUGACUCCCCUAAUGAGAAAGAAGUGGAGGCUGAAUUUCUGAGGUUAUCUUUAGGUUUUAAAUGUGACUUGUUUACCUUGGACAAGAGAGUGAGGCUUGAAGAAAGGUCCCGAGACCUGGCUGAAGAAAAUUUGAAAAAGGAGAUCACAAAUGCUCUAAAGAUGUUAGAGGCUUUAGUUCCUUUGUGUGAAGAAGAUAACCAAGCGCAGGAGAUUAUUAAGAAGUUGCGGAAAAGCCUACAGUUCCUUAGCCAGUAUGCAGCCCGAGUCGCCAGUAGAGCAGAGAUGUUGGGCGCCAUUAAUCAGGAGAGCCGUGUCAGCAAGGCUGUGGAAGUAAUGAUUCAACAUGUGGAAAACCUGAAGCGCAUGUACGCAAAAGAACAUGCAGAACUUGAGGAGCUGAAACAGGUCCUGCUCCAGAAUGAGAGAUCCUUUACUGCUCUUGGAGAUCGAGACGAAUCUACAAAUAAAAAGCUACCAAAUUCUUUUAACUUUAAGCCAUCAUCAUCCCUACGAAGAGUUAGCAUUGCAACAUUGCCUAGGAGUGCUGGAAAUGCAGGUAUUGGGUUGCCGCUGGCCCAACUCCAUGAACCUGAUGGAGAUGAACGGAGUGACAAAUUCAACAGGAGAUCAAGCAGUUGGGGACGACUAGGAGCAAAGCAAAAUGAGAAGCGUCCUUCACUACAGCGGUUCAUUAGCACAUAUUCCUGGGCAGAGUAUGAAGAUGAACAUUCUGAAACAAAAAAUGAGCAGUCGGAAUCACCUGCUGAAGUACAAGAAGAAACAUCCAGGAAGGAAAGUAUCUCUGAAAAAGGAAAAUUUUCAUCAAAAUGGAACCUAGAGUCAGCGUGCAAUUUAGUGUCAUCGUGGGCAUCUCAUUUCAAGACUUCCUUUUCCAACGCUAACAAAACUCUCUGGGUUUCUGUUUCCAUCCUGGUACUGCUUGCUGCUCUUACAAGCUUCCUCACUGGGCUGUCUCUUCAAAGACCAGCAGAUGCAGCACCUGUAGGAACUGGGGACUCUUGGACUUCACUACAGCAACUGUUGUGGCCAUAUACAGGACUUCAACACAAUGGACCACCCCCAGUAUAACAAAGGUUCUGACUUUUGUAGUUAUACUUCCAAGUUCUGGAUGACAGUAUGAGAAGCUGAGAUAGUGUAUUUAAGGUUACAUGUUUGGGUUUGUUUUGUUGGGUUGUGGGUGUUUUUUGGGGAGAUGAUUUUUUUUUUUUUUUUUUCUUUAAA